Molecule: messenger RNA, 771 nt
Organism: Pichia kudriavzevii
Lineage: Eukaryota; Fungi; Ascomycota; Pichiomycetes; Pichiales; Pichiaceae
Exons: 1
Coding region: 1-771 (256 amino acids)
Biological process (GO): dolichol-linked oligosaccharide biosynthetic process; polyprenol catabolic process
Cellular component (GO): endoplasmic reticulum
Molecular function (GO): 3-oxo-5-alpha-steroid 4-dehydrogenase activity
Source: RefSeq, a predicted model, not a curated record
AUGGAACCUAAGAAACUUGUUGAAGUGAUGAAUAUCCUCCUGGUGGGUGCCACGUGUGGUGUUUCCAUGGCCCAUGUUGUCCCCAUGUUGCGCCCGUUUCUCAAGUACGGCAAGACUCUCGAUAAAGGAGAUGCUUUACCGACAUAUGUUGGUGUCUAUGUUCCCAAACGCUGGUUUCUACACUUUUACCAAUUGCAUGUGGCUUUGAGCUGCAUGAGUUUCUUCCUCGUGUGGGUUGUUGGAGAGAAAGGAUGGAAUGACUUGCAUGUGUUGACGCUCUUCAACCUAUUACAAAGCUCGAGAAGACUCUAUGAGUGUAACAAUGUCUCCAAGUUUUCGGCACAUGCAAAGAUGCAUUUGACACACUAUCUUGUUGGGUUGUUCUUCUACAGUGCCAUCAACAUAUACCCACUCUGCUGGGCUCUUGAGGGUGAUGGUCAUCGUGUCCCCUUUACAAGGAUAAUUCUGGCAUCGUUGGUCUUUGCUGUAGCUUACAACGACCAAAUGAUGAACCACUGGUUACUUUCUAGACAAAAGAAGUACUUUUUACCUAAGGAGAGACUCUUCACUGUGGUUGUAUGUCCUCAUUACCUUGACGAAAUUGUAAUCUACCUCUCCUUUCUGAUUGUAAGGCCGGGCCUCGCCUAUUUGGUAGUUUCCGCUUGGGUUAUCACAAACCUUUCAAUAUCAGCCAACCAGUCGUGGAUGUUCUAUUUGAAACAGGGAGAUAUUAAACAGAACCAUUAUAGAGUCAUCCCUUUUAUAUAUUAA